ACUUUUUCCUUCUUCGUUCUCUUAGAUAAAGAACCUGUUAAAACAAAAAAACAAAAAAAACAACAUUAGGAUGCACUUCGGCUUCUAUUGCACCUCCUGUUUGGUUGUCUUAUUCUAAUGUUUCUUUGCAAAGACAACUUGACAAACACUUUAUCAGGCACAAGAUAAAUGCUGUAACGUAGCCUAAAAUGUUUUUACAUUUUUGGGGACUUGGUUGAUAUUCUGAAAAUGAAUCAAUUAUUGGUACAAUUUUCCACUGGUUGAUAUUUUUUUGUAUGUUAUGGGAUGUUUCUAAGAUUGUGACCAACAUCUUUGGCACUUUAGUAUUUAGUAACUCAUAUUUAUCUGAGCCCUGUGUUUGGUUUGACAGGAGCACUUCACUAAUCAUUUGCGUGUGGUUUUGAUUUUUUGCUGAUGGAGGCUGUAAUAUUUCUGUUCUUUUUAAAAUUGUUUAUCUUUCAACGAACCACAAAGGAGAAGAUGAACGGCACCUCGCUUAACGAGUCCUUCAAGUGUGAAAAGGACAAUCGUGUGACAGCAGUGGUGUUCCCAUGCCUGUACAGUAUCCUUUUCAUCGUGGCUCUUGUUCUGAAUUCUAUGGCUGCGUGGGUCUUCUUUAAGAUCCCAAACAACUCGACAUUUGUGGUCUAUCUGAAGAAUGUGGUUGUGGCCGAUUUGCUGAUGACCCUGACCAUUCCGGUGAAGAUCUUGAGUGACGCAGGAGUGGGGCAGCUGCGUACUUUUUACUGCCGAUACUCUGCUGUUCUCUUCUACAUCACCAUGUACAUCAGCAUCCUGCUGCUGGGCCUCAUCAGUCUGGACCGCUACCUAAAAAUCGUCAGGCCCUUUGGGAAGUGUGUCCUCCAGCGGGUUUGUGUUGGCCAGCUGCUGUGUGCAGCUGUUUGGGUGCUGAUGCUGUGUUUGGCACUCCCCAACGUCAUUCUCAGUAAUAAGGAGCCACGUAUCUUGGGAAACAAACUCAAGUGCUCCUCCAUGAAGAGCGAAGCUGGCCUAUAUUGGCAUGAAAGAUUCAACUACUUCUGUCAGGUUGUCUUUUUUGGGACACUUGCCUUGAUGGUGGUUUGCUACACCUUCAUCAGCAAGAAGGUGUAUGAGUCGUACAAAGCCUCAAAGAGCAAGUCCCAAGCAGCCCGUCGCAGAACCAAAGCAAAAGUCUUUGUAGUGGUGGGGGUGUUUGUCAUCUGCUUUGCCCCUUUUCAUAUGGCCCGCGUACCAUAUACUCUGACUCAAACCAGGGACCUGAGGAUUGAUUGUCAUGCAAAGAAUGCACUAUACAUUGCAAAGGAAACCACCCUGUGGCUGUCUGCCACCAAUGUCUGCUUGGAUCCACUUAUUUACGUUUUCUUGUGCAAGGUGUUCCGGAAAAGACUGACAAAUACAAUCUGUAAAGCCACCUUGGAAUCUCCAACAGCAACGUCGACACAGAUGCAGAUGUUACCAAUCAACCACACUUCUACACUGUCACACAACGGAGUAUCACAGUUACCAUCUGAACACAGUGAAUAACUGUACAUGACUGAGCUUGAUUAGCAUGAUAGACUGUUUGCUGUAAACAAAGUUUGUAAGUCUUGUAAAAAUUCCAAAAAUAAAAAAUGAGCUCAUUGGAUUUAGAGGAAUUUAGAGGAUGAAAGAAAAAGGGAAAGCAUUCUGCAGUUGUCGUUCCUUUUCAUGAUUUCUAUUUUGGUUCCGAGGAAGUGCUUUUGUCCACUGUUUGUUAACUCAUCAAAACACGUUUCCUUGAUUUGCUUACUGUCAAUUUGAACAUCCUGCCCUCUAAUCUUGUACAAUAUGCGUUUCUCCUUUGCAAGACUUUGGGUACAGAGUGACCAUCUUGACACAAGCAAUUUCCCUCUGAUUACCUCUGACUGACGGGAAAUGACUAAGCAAAGAAACACAAGGCUGCAAGUGAAGCUGUUGAAACGUCUGUAAAUAUUUAAAUAUUUUUAAAUGUAUUUUUACCAUUGUUAAUAAUAAGUUCUAUUUUCCUUCUCCAGCUAAAAUUGUAUUAUAGUAAUUUUCAGAUUUUAAAUUUGCUCUCAUUUUAAUAAAUAGUCAUUACUAAACAUUUAGAGUGGUUUUACAUUUGUAUGCAGGGGAACCACAUAAAUCAGACUGGAAGUUUAAAUCAAAUGUAAGACAAAAAGAAAGUGAAAAAAUAAACAUGAAAGCAAAAAA
Messenger RNA from Oryzias latipes (Japanese medaka), 2196 nucleotides. RefSeq names its product purinergic receptor P2Y13 (gene p2ry13). NCBI's taxonomy places the organism in Eukaryota, Metazoa, Chordata, Actinopteri, Beloniformes, Adrianichthyidae. Gene Ontology annotation, cellular component: membrane. Gene Ontology annotation, molecular function: G protein-coupled purinergic nucleotide receptor activity. Gene Ontology annotation, biological process: G protein-coupled receptor signaling pathway; negative regulation of adenylate cyclase activity. The record is from RefSeq and is a predicted model, not a curated record.